AUGUAUCGGAUCAGACGUGAAAACUACGUUAACUUUAUUGUUGUUUUACGUUCAUGCUGUAUGUUACAUCCACUGGUAUUCAAGGAGAAUGAUGUCUCGCGGUGCCGCUAAAAUCUGUAAACACUGUGUUAACAUGAGGGUGAACAGUGUAUCUUGUGACAUUGUUAUAUCGAGAUUUACCGUUGGAGUAUUGACUUCUUAAAUGUAUUAAGUCUCUUUUCUAAAGGAUUUUUGAUUUUCUAGACUUAUUUUUUUUCUUGUCCCUAAAAGAUAGUUAAUAAUUAUUAAUGAAAAAAAACAACAUUGUUAUUGUGAUAUGUUGUAAAUUUCUUUUUGGAUUUUGUACGAACUGAGUUUAUAUUUAACAGAAGUUGGAGUCAUUUCAUAUUGUUACAUUACGUUAUACUACAAAAUAAAUGUUUGCAAACUAGUUAAAAAGGGAAUAUAUACGAUUAAGUGAAUGUUCAACAACUUCUUUCUUUUUACGGGCGAAAGUUAUAAAGCAAGAUGAAUAGCACGACGGAGCCGUAUCUUGCCGACGGGAAUGCUUACUACACGGACUAUAACCUGCUCGAUCUGAUUGAAAGGUUUCAGACGGGCAAUAAUAGUGAUUUACCUUUCUUCCCGAAUUCCACAAUUGACUUGGAUAUUCCCUGGCAUCUGUUUCCAGGACACCGACCCAAACAAAGAAGCGUCUGGGAUUACCUAGAAAGUGUACAUGGCCCAAGACGAGGCCCACUGGCAACUGUAAUAGCAAUAACAUGUGUUUAUGGUUUUAUAUUCUUAUCGGGAAUUUUUGGAAACGUGUGCACAUGCUUAGUUAUAGCUAAAAACAAAUAUAUGCAUACGGCAACUAAUUACUAUUUGUUUAACCUUGCUAUUGCUGACUUGUUGUUGCUUAUUGUUGGACUACCACCAGAAACCUAUUCCAUCUGGUCAGCGUAUCCAUGGAUAUUUGGAGAAGUAUUUUGUAUAGUGAGAACCAUGCUAGCUGAAUUGUCUACAAAUGCUAGCAUUUUGACUAUCACUGCUUUUACAAUUGAACGGUACGUCGCCAUAUGCCACCCGAUGAAAGCACAAACUAUGUCGGGGUUGAAGAGGGUGAUUCGUGUUAUAGUUGCAAUUUGGUGUCUUGCUGCCGUCUCCUCAGUCCCACUAACCGUCCAGUUCAAGGUCGUUUAUGCCGUUGAUAAACGAAAUACGAACAUAGCCGAGUCCGCAUAUUGCGGCAUCAGUGAAAAGAAUCAUAUUGAACGGACAUUUGAAAUAUCUACGUUUCUGUUCUUUGUGUUUCCCAUGACGCUCGUGAGUGUUUUGUACACACUUAUAGCAAUAGCCAUACGUAGAUCAGGAUUAUAUCGGGAUGGUUCAGACGCUUCGCACAGGGAUCGGCUCACAGGUGUGGAGAUGAGAGCUCAACAACAGGCUCGUGCCAGAAGAUCCGUUUUGAAAAUGUUAGUUGCGGUAGUGGUUGCUUUCUUUGUUUGCUGGGCACCUUUCCAUGCACAGAGACUUAUGACCCUCUACAUCCCUGCCGCUAAAUGGACUGACAAUCUUCUGGAGGCCCAUAAAGUCAUAUAUUAUAUAUCGGGUGUGUGCUAUUUUAUCAGCUGUACAAUAAACCCAUUAUUGUAUAGUAUUAUGUCUUUAAAAUUCAGAAAGGCUUUCAAGCAGACUGUUUUACGACCAAAAUGUUGCAGAGGUCAAAUUUAUACGGCAAAGAAAAGGAGUUAUUUUUCAUAUAGGUUUUCACAUAAGAACGGUUAUUCUGAAACAAGUUUUACUUCAGUGGAGCCAGUUUCCCCUGCAAGAAGCUGCCACUCACACUCACACUCGCACUCACAUUCGCAUUCAAACUCGGAUCAUAGUUCUGAGCAUCCAAGGAUACAUACAGGAGUGAAAAAGACAACCCGAGUCAAUGCUCAUAUAGAGGAAAAGGAAAAGUUAAAUUGUGAUGCAACACACGAGACAAAAGAUACAGCAGACAAUGAUAUCAAAAUGGUCUGUAAGAUGUUGUCUACUUACAAACCACAGUCACUGGAUAAUGGUGGAAAAGCAGAGGAAUACGUAGGUUUGUAUAACCGAAUAGAGAAUGUAAAUGAGGGUCAUGGUUGACAAUGAUCAAUAUUUUGAUUUUCGUAACAAUUUUAGAGUUUAAUUGACCGGCACAAAAACUGUUCCUCUGCAACGGCGUGAAGAAAUAGUCAACUUAUUCGAAUAAUUAUAAAUAUAAUAUUUAGUGAAAAAAGAUAUCAAAAAAUGUAUGAAUGGAUUAUUACUAAGGAAUCUACAACGACUUUGUCCAUGUAAGAGUACAGUAGAUCCUUGUUUUAAUUCCAAGCAGCAGAGGGAGGAUAACAGGGACAUGCUUGAGUUUCAGUGAUGUCUAGAUUCAAAAUGAUGAAGUACUGUGAGAAAACAUACUUUUGAAAUCUGUAAGUGAAAGACAGCAAAAUGUGUUUUGAGUAAAGUGACAAGAUUUAUAUAUAUUACGAUGAGACAUGCAAGUCAUGUUAGUCUAGUGAAUAUCACACUAGCCUUGCGGACUACUAUCUCGGUGUUUUAAAAUUGUUUCGUUAGGUUCUUGUUUAGAUAAAGAUGAUUACAAAUUGUAGAAAUCUUGGACAAAUUUGCUGUUAUCUUUAUGUCUUACUUAGACCAUCCGGAAGUGGAUAUUUUCAUUGACACAAGCACUCAGAAUUGUUUUAUCAACUCACGGUAUCUGACGGUUAAUUGGAAUACACUGUAUAAUUAACAUUUUGAAGCAAGCAUAUAAGGGUCUGCCUCUUUAGCAGGUGUUUUGUUUGUUUAAAUAAAACUCUCUCAAUAUAUAAAAUUUCAUUUCUAUAAUAAAAUGUGAUCUAAGAACAUUAUUGUAGAUAUGUUUAAUCUUUAGGCUGGUCUUAAUGCGUUUCUGAGGGAAUAAUUGAAAUCAAUGAGUAGGUCACCUGCGAGUUCUUAAAGAGCACGCAACGAUUCAUGUCAUAGAGCCAAUCAGUUUUACAUAAUUAUCGCCAUGAUAUGUAUUCAUGUUGUAUUAUUGCAGAUAAAGAUUACAUUAAAUGGAAACACUUAUUUUGUGAUCUUGAUAACGUUGAACAAUAAAUUGUUAGUAAAAUA
Molecule: messenger RNA, 3120 nt
Organism: Mercenaria mercenaria
Lineage: Eukaryota; Metazoa; Mollusca; Bivalvia; Venerida; Veneridae
Product: pyrokinin-1 receptor-like
Exons: 4
Coding region: 508-2115 (535 amino acids)
Biological process (GO): neuropeptide signaling pathway
Cellular component (GO): plasma membrane
Molecular function (GO): neuromedin U receptor activity
Source: RefSeq, a predicted model, not a curated record